AUCGUCAUGCUGUCAACUAGGUGUGUGGGUCUGGUACUACUCCCGCUGCGGCGCCUCCAGAGGUUUCCGGGAUUCAGGACCAGUCUCUUCCUGCGCCGCCUUGGGCGAGAGUCCUUCGAGAGAGGCCGGUUACUGUGUUUUAAAGCCUCACCUAGAGACACGGGAGAUGAAGAAGGAGAGCACGAGGCGGCACAGAGGAAAACCCCAGGCGCAGACUCGCCUUCAUCUCUGCCUCCCCGCGUCCGGGGACUUGGGACCAAAUGUCUGUCGUCGCUGGAAAGUCUCGGACUCCCGAUGCCGCGAGAGAAGUCACCCUCUCAAGAGAGCGAGGGCUCGAGUGGAGACCAGGGCCAGUCGGAUUCUGCACACCCGGGAUCCGGGAGUCCCUCAGUGCCCGCCUUGGUCCAGCCUGCCACCAAGGACGAAAUCCUACACGUCUCCUCUUCCUGGUCCGCUUCUAGAGUGGUGCCUUUUCGCGUUGGGGAGCUCAUUUUAGCUGAGACUGGGAAGAGAGAAACACAAUUUAAAAAAUUAUUUAGGUUGAGCAACGCCGGACACUUAAAUAGUAAUUGGGGGACAGUCCCGUUCAGCGAGAUCGUGGGGAAGUUCCCCGGCCAGAUUCUGAGGAGUUCCUCUGGUAAACACUUCAUGCUGAGGAGGCCGGCAUUGGAGGAUUAUGUGUUACUGAUGCAAAGAGGGCCUGCCAUAACGUAUCCUAAGGAUAUAAAUAUGAUACUGUCGAUGAUGAAUAUCCACCCAGGUGAUACUGUUUUGGAAGCUGGCUCGGGCUCUGGUGGAAUGAGCUUAUUUUUAUCCAAAGCAGUUGGCUCACAGGGACGAGUCAUAAGUUUUGAAAUUCGAAAGGACCACCACAAACUGGCUAUGAAGAAUUAUAGACACUGGCGUGAUUCAUGGAAAAUAAGUCAUGUAGAAGAGUGGCCAGACAAUGUAGAGUUUAUUCAUAAGGAUAUUUUAGGAGCAACAGAGGACAUAAAAUCUUUAACAUUUGAUGCGGUAGCUUUGGAUAUGUUGAAUCCUCAAGUUGCUUUGCCUGUUUUAUUCCCAAAUCUUAAACAGGGUGGUAUAUGUGCUGUAUAUCUAGCAAACAUCACACAGGUUAUUGAACUUUUAGAUGGAAUUCGCAUCUGUGAACUUGCCCUCUCAUGUGAAAAGAUAAGUGAAGUUAUUGUCAGAGAUUGGUUGGUUUGCCUUGCAAGACAGAAAAAUGGAAUUUUAGCUCAAAAAGUAGAACCUAAAAUCAACACAGACGUACAAGUACACUCUCAAGAAAAAAUCAGAAUUGAAGGUGAGAUGUUUCAAUAUGAUGACCAUGAAGAAUCACAUUCUGAUUUUCCCUAUGGAUCGUUUCCCUAUAUUGCUAGACCUAUACACUGGCAAAUUGGUCAUACAGCUUUUCUUGUCAAGUUGAGGAAGUGCAAACCACAACUAACUGAGUACCUCAGAUGACAACUGAUUUGAAGACUUGAAAAGUAUCAAAAAGAACUUUAUAUUGCAAAUCAGUACUUUCAUAGAUUGGUAUUUUUAGCUAUCAGUAUGAUUUGUAUAACUUUUACAUGUAACUUUGAAAAGUAAUAAAAGCUGGAGAAACAUGUAACAUUUCAAAACUGCUUAAAUGUCCCAUUUUGACACUUGUCUUGCAGUUUGGUAUUUUGUAGUAAAUGAUUCCAAGUUGGUUUAGUUGAGCCAUUUCAUUCUUCACUUCCUGUAAACCACUCCAUAGAUUUGUCUUUCUUCAUGAAAUUAGUUUUCUUUUCUUUGUUUGAUCGAUGAUCAUUGGCUACCAAAAUAAAAUAUGCAUUUUGAGGUAAAUUUUAUGUACCUGUGUAUUUUAAAUAUAUACAUUAAUGGCUUGUAUGUAUCUUAGAAAAUAACAAGUCUAGGCUAUAGUAAAUAAUAGGGAAAAAACUGAUAAUGAUAUCACUAUGUAACAAAAGAUGUAACAAUUCUUGAAUCUCUUUUGCCCUUUUUAACACUUUGAAAGAACAUCAGAAUUAUUCUGUUGUUAUAUAAGUCAAAUGUUUGGGGAGUUUCCUGGCAGUCCAGUUGUUAAGAGCUUGGCACUUUCACUGCCAUGGCCCAGGUUCAAUCCUUGGUCAGGGUACUAAAAUCUUGCAAGCUGCAUGAUGCAGCUAAAAAAAAGUUUGGAGAGAUACACUUUAUAAAUAUGAACUAAUUAGGACUAGAUUUUAUUUUUCAUAGGCACCAGUCAUUUAGCAUUUCCCAUGUACCUUACAUGUCUUAAGGACUUUAUAAUGUCUUUUUAUUUAAUAUGUGCUGCUCAUCCUUAAGGUUAUUCAUAUUUUACAGAUAAACAUAAGCUUAAAGUUAUUGUUUAAAUAUAGAUUUUUAUAGGUUUUGAAGUAGUAGUGCCUGUAAGGAUAAAUGCUACUUAUCUCUUAGGCUAGAACUACUUAAUAUACAUAUCCUAAAAAACAUUUUACAUACUUUUCAUUAUGUGGAAAAUCUAGUCUAAAAUCUAUGCCUUUUUUUUUUCCAUUUAUUUUUAUUAGUUGGAGGCUAACUACUUUACAAUAUUGUAGUGGUUUUUGCCAUACGAAUGGAUAAGAAAGCUGUGGUACAUAUACACAAUGGAGUAUUACUCAGCCAUUAAAUCUCUGCCUUUUUAGAUUUUAUACCCUAUAAUAGAGAUAGACAUUAAAAAAAAUCACACAAAUAUAAAACUAAAACUGUUAUAAAUGCUUCAGAAAAGUACAGGGUACAAUAGAGAUUUUGCUCAGGUAAAGUAAUUACCUGUGCAAGUGACAAUUGAGCCAAGACCUGAAGGGUAGAUAAGAGUUAACUACAGCAAGGAAAAUGAGCACAAAAAGGUGUCAGUGAUAUUGCGGUUGACUGAAAGAGACUGAAAAGAAGGUAGGGGUCAAGCCAUGCAGGAUCUUGUAGACCUGUUAUGGAGUUGGUCUAUCCCAAGAAAAAUGGGGUGCUACCGGAGGAUUUAGUGAAGUAAGGGUUAACAUGCUUAGAUCUGUGUUUUGAAAAAAAAUCACUUUGGUUGCAUUUAGAGAACUGAUUAAAUCAUAAGCAGAGAAGUCUUCUGGUACUAUUUCUGUGUGGUAAGUAUCUGAACCACUUAUAUAAUAAUAAUGGCUUUAAACUUUCCAUAACAAUUACAGAUGUAUAGAAGUUCUAAUAUGCAUUUUUAAAUUCCAUCAUGGAAUACUCUCCAUUCUUCUGCCCUUCUGUUUAACUGCUAGUGAAAUUGUGUCCUUCAUUUACUGUUUUGAACACAGGCCCUAAUUGUACUUUUUGGAGAAGGGGAUGACUUAAAGAGAGAAAAGUUGUGCCUUCUCCUGUUUCAUGUAGAAUAAUUUGUUUGGUACACUGCUCAGUAGAUGUUGAACUAAACAAGACCUAACAGUGUCGAUUCUAAUACUGAAUUAAAAACAAAACUACAGAAGCAAAUAAACAUUUAUUUGCAUAUUUAAUCAAAGUCCAGUUUAAGCCCUUUUUCCAUCUCUUCAUUGAACACUAAGCAUCUUUAUAAUUUGGUUUGUGGGACAAAUGCCUUCUUCUAAAGUUAGCUUUCUUGGUUCAUGUCUGGCCCUCAUUUACCAUAAAAUACUCCUAGAGAUCUGUGACUGACUCACAACUGUCUUCCUAGUAACUUCCAGAGGUCCUGACUUUUCUACCCAGUAAAUGGUCAGUAAAAGUUUGCUGAUGGCUUUGAAGCCUACACUGGAUCAGGUAUUAUUUCAUCAAUGUUGACUUGAUUGUUCUAGGGGGGAAUGUAAGUAUAUAGCUUAUGGAUUAUGGAAGACUUUGAUUUUGAACUUACUUCAGAAUCAGUAGGAAAGUUAAGUUUCUGUGUUUAUGCAAAAGCAGGUAUUUUUUAAAAGUCUGUUAGCAGUGUCUGAGUAUUUAAAGGAAGGAAAAACCAUUAAAUGAGAAAUUUCAUAGUAAUACAUAGUGUACAACCAUGAGGUUGUUGUACAAUAUACAUAUACAACUAGGAAUGGUGGAAAAGGAGAGAAUCUAAAAAAUUAUUAUAAAGGAAGAACCAGAUAAGCUGGUGGUUCACUGGAUGUAGAGGGAGAGAAGCUAUAUAUACUCAAACUUUCAUCCACUGUUCAGAAGCCCUUUCCCUUAUUUCUCUGGGCUGAACAGGAUUCAGUCAACACCCAGCUCAUAAAUUACUUCCUUUGAAUAGCCUUCACUAUAUAUCUUACUCUGCAGAGUUAAUUUUGAAAUCUUUUGUGCUCGUAAAUGUUGAUUAUAUAAUUAGCAUUGGUAAUUUAUAAGCCCUGAUCAUGCCUUCAUUAAAGAUUUUAAAAUGGGAUGACUAGAACAGUGGUAAUGACAAAAGUAAAUAAGAAAGUUCAGAGAAGGAUUUAUUUUUGAGGGAAAAUUAUUUGCUUUUAGAUUAUAUAGCAGUUGGAAUGUCUCAUGUCUGCCUACAUGACUCAGGAGUAAGGUUUGGAAUACUGCUUUCUUUCCCUUGGCUUCACUCUCAACUCUGGGGAGUCCUCAGAUAAUACAUAAUAAUAUGUAUCCAUGUUUCAGAUAGAUUAGCCUAGGUGCCAUAGGCUUAAAAUAGCAUAAGGUAAUUUAGUUGGUAUAAACAUGUACUAUCUCUUCAGAUAAAACUGGGUUCCAUCUUGGUGUUUUUAUUGUUGCUAUUUUACUAUGCAACUGUGACUUUUCUGAGUUUGUUUCUUCAUCAGUAAAAGGAAUGUCAUAGUGUCACUUCGGAUUUCUUGGUGGAGUCAAGUGUUAAAUGAGAAGGAUUUAUUUUUGAGGAAAAAUUAUUUGUUUAAACCUUUAUAAGGUAGCUUAGCACAUGAUUGGUGAUUGUGAUGCAUGUAAAUUUGUACAGAAUGCUUCAUCUAUCCCCCACAACCUUAGCAAAACCAACUAUUUUAUUCUUAGUAAAUGUUAUGUUUAUAUAAA
This is a messenger RNA of Odocoileus virginianus texanus, 4926 nucleotides long. It is a transcript of the gene TRMT61B, whose product is annotated as tRNA methyltransferase 61B. Gene Ontology annotation, biological process: mitochondrial tRNA methylation. The record is from RefSeq and is a predicted model, not a curated record. Gene Ontology annotation, cellular component: mitochondrion; tRNA (m1A) methyltransferase complex. Lineage: Eukaryota; Metazoa; Chordata; Mammalia; Artiodactyla; Cervidae. Gene Ontology annotation, molecular function: tRNA (adenine(58)-N1)-methyltransferase activity.